AUGUACUUCGCCACCAUCCUCGCCUCUGCCAUCGCCCUUGCAGGCGCUGCUUCUGCGGCUGCCGUGCCUACACACCGCUACGCCCAACUCCGUCUCUGGGGCGAACCCGAGUGUGCGACUCUGAACCUCGGAGAGGAGGGAAUCUACGGUGACCAGCUUGCCAAGUGUAACCCCUUGGAUGAAAAUGAUGUCGUUCGAUCUGUGAGCUUUGAGGCUGCCGAUGCCGGAUGUACUCUGUACAUCUACAGCGAUCUGCAGUGCCAUCUUGAUAAGCACGAGGUCCCUGUUCAGACUUGCUUGAGCGGAGACAAGUAUUACCGCAGCUAUGAGCUGUUCUGUGAUGUUUAA
This is a messenger RNA of Penicillium daleae, 348 nucleotides long. RefSeq lists its product as uncharacterized. The transcript is spliced from 2 exons. The coding region runs from base 1 to 348 and encodes 115 amino acids. NCBI's taxonomy places the organism in Eukaryota, Fungi, Ascomycota, Eurotiomycetes, Eurotiales, Aspergillaceae. The record is from RefSeq and is a predicted model, not a curated record.